This is a messenger RNA of Nymphaea colorata (pocket water lily), 1010 nucleotides long. RefSeq lists its product as uncharacterized. The transcript has 7 exons. Gene Ontology annotation, cellular component: cytoplasm. Gene Ontology annotation, biological process: intracellular protein transport; vesicle-mediated transport. Gene Ontology annotation, molecular function: GTP binding; GTPase activity. The record is from RefSeq and is a predicted model, not a curated record. NCBI's taxonomy places the organism in Eukaryota, Viridiplantae, Streptophyta, Magnoliopsida, Nymphaeales, Nymphaeaceae. Bases 44 to 868 code for a protein of 274 amino acids.
AAUCUGGAGAUGGCACUUAGACCGUCCAUCUCGAGAUGGACGGAUGAUUUCAACCUUGAUCGCGGAGGUCGCACUGCUCCUUCUACCUCCCUUCAUCCCUAGAUGGACGGCUGACAACGGAGAGCACAGCCCACUGGAAACUGUCCGAAGCGCCCUCCCCUUAACCCGCGAGCUAUAUUCUCUCCGCCAUUUGCUCCCCGCUUUCCCUCGCUCCUCUCUGCAAGCUCCCGUUUGGUCGCGGCCUGUAUCAAGAAAUUGCGAGCGCAAGGUAAUCUUUGAGGCGAUGGGCAACGUGAUUCGGAGGCUCUUUGAUGCUGUGUUCGGCAAUAAGGAAAUGAGGGUUGUUAUGCUUGGCUUGGAUGCUGCUGGAAAAACAACAAUACUGUAUAAACUUCAUAUUGGUGAAGUUCUUUCAACUGUUCCCACCAUAGGUUUCAAUGUUGAAAAGGUGCAGUAUAAGAACGUUGUUUUCACUGUAUGGGAUGUUGGUGGACAGGAAAAGCUUAGGCCACUUUGGAGACAUUAUUUUAGUAACACAGACGGCCUGAUAUAUGUUGUUGAUUCACUAGACAGAGAAAGAAUAGGGAGAGCAGCAAUGGAAUUCCAGGCAAUCGCAAAUGACCCUUUAAUGAGGAACAGCGCCAUCCUAGUGUUUGCGAACAAGCAAGACAUGAAAGGAGCCAUGAGUCCUGCUGAAGUAUGUGAUGCUCUCGCCCUUCGGAACAUGCACAACAGAAGGUGGCACAUCCAGGGAGCUUGUGCACUAAAAGGCGAAGGCCUGUAUGAAGGUUUGGAUUGGCUGGCCUCAACACUAAAUGAAAUGCAAGCAUCGGGGAUCCCAACUUCAGUUGGUGGAAUGACUCGUUGAUUGGAUCAGGCUAAGAAACGUCGUUGCAAGUAACUGGAGCAGUUUCUCCUUUAUGUUGCUUUCGCGUGUGGGAUUGAUGUACAAAUUAUUGCCCAACUGUAAAAUGUACAGCUUCCAUUAUGAAUAACAAUGAGUUUUGUCA